This is a messenger RNA of Metopolophium dirhodum (rose-grain aphid), 618 nucleotides long. Its product is annotated as tigger transposable element-derived protein 4-like. The transcript has 2 exons. NCBI's taxonomy places the organism in Eukaryota, Metazoa, Arthropoda, Insecta, Hemiptera, Aphididae. The record is from RefSeq and is a predicted model, not a curated record. The coding region runs from base 106 to 618 and encodes 170 amino acids. Gene Ontology annotation, cellular component: nucleus. Gene Ontology annotation, molecular function: DNA binding.
UCUUAUCUUAAUGGUUUUCCUAUUCCAAAAAUUACUAAUGGUUCGGUUAUGUGUUCGGUCGUUAGUUGUGUGCAGCACAUUGUGUGAACACGUACCUGCGUUAAAAUGAAUAAUAAUAAAAGAAAAAGAUUGAACUUAGAAGAAAAAUUAAAUAUUAUUAAAACCAAGGAAACAGAAAAUCUAAGUGUUCGUGUUUUAGCCGAACGAUUUUGCAUAAGCAAGUCACAGGUGAAUAACAUUUUACAAGAUGGGUGUAAUUUGAAAAAAUAUUACGCUGAGAACGGCAAUGAAGAUAUGAGGAGAAAAUUUUCGAAGACAUCGGAUGGAGCACUUGUAGAUAAAGUUACAUUUGAAUGGUUCUGUAGAGCCCGUUCAUAUAAUUUACCUGUUUCUAGACCAUUGCUCCAAGAGAAAGCACGAGAAGUUGCAAAUGAGGUAGGUCUAGAAAAUUUUAAAGCUUCAAAUGGUUGGCUUCAAAAAUUCCGAGAACGUCAUAACAUUUCUUUUAAAAAUAUAUGUGGUGAAGGUAACUCUGUUGAUACAAGUGUCGUAGAGAAGUGGUUAGAAAAAUUGAAAACAUUAAUUUCAGAUUAUGAACCAAAAAAUAUAUUCAAUUGA